Molecule: messenger RNA, 1060 nt
Organism: Panicum virgatum (switchgrass)
Lineage: Eukaryota; Viridiplantae; Streptophyta; Magnoliopsida; Poales; Poaceae
Product: peptidyl-prolyl cis-trans isomerase FKBP16-3, chloroplastic-like
Exons: 7
Coding region: 95-832 (245 amino acids)
Molecular function (GO): peptidyl-prolyl cis-trans isomerase activity
Source: RefSeq, a predicted model, not a curated record
GGCAGCCAGCCAGCGGUGGAAACCAGCGAACUCUCUAUCCACACUUGACUCUUCCCCGCCUUCCUCUGCUCGCUCCUCUCUCCCGCGUCCGUCCAUGGCGGCGUCCUCCUCCGCCUCCGCCUCGCCGCUCCUCCUCCCCACAGGGCCGCGGCGUGCAUCGCCGUCGAGGGCGUGGCUCCGCGGCGGCGGAGGCGCGUCCAGUAGCAGGGCGCUGGGCUCAGACGCGCCGUGCUGCUGCAAGGCCGCCGCCGGCGGAAGCGCGGCGCAAUGCGGGGCAGCUGACGGUUUCGUGAUCAGCAGUGGGAGUAGCACCAGGAGGGGGCUCCUAGGGGUGGCCCUGGGAGCAUCUGCCCUGGGGCUCGCCGCGCUCGACGCCGUCGCCGCCGGGUUGCCGCCGGAGGAGAAGCCCAAGCUCUGCGACGCCGCCUGCGAAAGCGAGCUCGAAAAUGUGCCUAUGGUAACCACGAAAUCCGGCCUGCAGUACAAGGACAUCAAAGUGGGCGAAGGGCCAAGCCCACCCGUUGGUUUCCAGGUUGCUGCUCAUGUUGCUGCAAACUAUGUUGCCAUGGUGCCAAACGGGCAGAUAUUCGACAGUUCACUAGAGAAAGGUCAGCCCUACAUAUUCCGGGUCGGAUCAGGACAGGUGAUACAGGGGCUUGAUGAAGGAAUUUUGUCAAUGAAGGUUGGAGGACUACGUCGGUUGUACAUACCUGGACAAUUAGCGUUUCCAAAGGGUCUUACUUCAGCUCCAGGAAGGCCAAGGGUACCACCCAGCAGCCCCGUCGUAUUCGACGUCAACUUACUAUACAUACCGGGUCUUGAUGAUGAGUGAAAACAUCCUGCUGAGACAAUCACCUUUCUUUUGCAGUGCACUGCAAGAGCAACUUCCUGUACAUUCUUUUUUCCGGCUGCAAUUCCUGUGCAAGUAUUUGUGUUCGGUACACAGCAACAUAGUUGAAUGUAAAUUGGAGAAGGUACAAUAAUGUCAUAUGUGACAAUCCUCUGUGUCAAUUGCCCGAGCAGAGAUGCAGCGGCCCGUACUUUGCCCAGUUUUUCAGUA